GGCUGCCGCACUUCGGAGUGUCACCUUCAGAGGGCGCCGGCCGCAGAGCCUCUCGGCAUCGCGAGGCCCGAGCGUACGCGGCGCCGCCCAGCCGCCGAGCCGCCGUCAUGAAGGCCGUGGUGCAGCGCGUGACCCGGGCCAGCGUCACAGUUGGAGGAGAGCAGAUCAGUGCCAUUGGACGGGGCCUCUGUGUGUUGCUGGGUAUUUCUCUGGAGGAUACACAGAAAGAAUUGGAGCACAUGGUCCGAAAGAUUUUAAACCUGCGUGUGUUUGAGGAUGAGAGUGGGAAGCACUGGUCAAAGAGUGUGAUGGACAAAGAGUACGAGGUGCUGUGUGUCAGCCAGUUCACUCUCCAGUGCGUCCUCAAGGGGAACAAGCCUGACUUCCACCUGGCCAUGCCCACGGAACAGGCCGAGGGCUUCUACAACAGCUUCCUGGAGCAGCUGCGGAAGGCGUACAGGCCGGAGCUCAUCAAAGACGGCGAGUUUAGUGCCUACAUGCAAGUUCACAUUCAGAACGAUGGGCCUGUGACCAUAGAACUGGAAUCCCCAGCUGCCUACGCUGCCACCUCCGAUCCGAAGCAGCUGUCAAAGCUUGAAAAACAGCAGCAGCGGAAAGAAAAGACCAGAGCCAAGGGGCCUUCUGAAUCAAGCAAAGAGAGAAACGUUCCUCGGAAAGAAGACCGCAGUGCCAGCAGCGGAGCGGAAGGGGACGUGUCGUCGGAGCGGGAGCCGUAGGCGAGGAAACGGGGCACUCAGUGCAUUAUCAUUGGGCAGAAAUGGAUCCUGAAAAAUUCAUAAAAGAUGUACAGCACCUAUACUGCUUUAAGGAUUUGGAACUGAAAUAUAAAGAGGAAGACAGAAAUAAGAAACUGGGAGCCUGAGUAGCCCUGCAAAAAAAGCAACCAAAGGAAUGUUAGCGUUUUCUGUUGUUGCCAUGGUCCAAUAGAGGCAGUGGGUCCUGCGGGCCUGGAGGCGUACACCCAUCGCAUUCCUUCCAGCUUUAGAAAUGCACAUGGCAGCAGGGCACACACACGCCUCCUGCACAGAAAGGCUUUUUGGCUUCCUACAAUGCCUUGGCUUGCUUUGGAGCAGGCUGGUCCAACAUCAUUUGUCACCGAGUCCUCCUUUCACGCCGUGGUUUAUUUCCACAUGUCUGUGGUGGAUUUCUAAUACGCUCAUGCUGUCCAUGUUCUUUGCAGCACUGGUUCAUAAGCCAGAGCCAGUGUGAAAGUGUAAAGGAAAAAAAUCAUCAAUGAUAAUGUAUUGUGUGAGACCUCUGGAUCUUGUGUGUUUUCUCUUUUUUUCUAAAAAGAAAUAGUAAUAAAAUCCCAAACCUCAGCAAACUACCUAUUAUUUAACAAAUUCUGCUGUGUUUCUGCUUAAUGAUGUUAUCUGUAGAACACGUGUUUGACCUCUGUCCGUAUAUAUCUACACUUCUUUUCAAAUAACCCUCUUGCAAGACUGAGUGGCCUGCGCAGGUCGCGAUUCCACGGUGAGAGCUGACCUAUUGUAAUUUACAGUUGAUGACAUUUUACUUGGAGAUGAGAUGGCAGGAAACUGGAGAGUAAAUGGGAAGGAAGUCCAGUUUCAGAAUGGCCAGAUGAUUGAGACCAGGUGUGGCUGGUACAUCUGGUUUAUCCACCUUUAGGGAAGUUGGAGAAAGGUUAAACCUGUAUCAGUUCCCUUUAUCUAAGAGCUUUGUGGUUGACCAUGUAUACAAGCCAAUAUCCCCCCAGAUGUGUAAAGAAAGAGCCAAAUCCUGCCAAAGUAGUUUCUCAGGUAAAUUUUAAUCUACUAGGUGGCAUAGUGGUUAAGUGCUACAGCUGCUAACCAAAAGGCCUGCCCCUUGGAAACCCUGUGGGGCAGUUCUACGCUGUCUAAUAGGGUCACUAUGAGUUGCAAUCAACGGCAGUCGGUUUGGUUUUGGUUUUAGUGGCACAUCUAAGGAGCCUGGGUGGCACAGGCGGUUUGCGAUCGGCUGCUAACCUAAAGGUUAGCAGUUCAAACCCACCCAGAGGCUCCGUGGAAGAAAAGCCUGGCAAACUGCUUCCGUUAAUUUUACAGCCAAGAAAACCCUACGGAGCAGUUUACUCUGUAACACGUGGGGUCGCUGUGAGUCAGGGCUGAGGCCACAGCAGCUAACGAUAACAGCGGCACAUUUGUAGUGGCUAUUUUUGAUAGUAUAUAAUGUUAUUAUGUAAUGCUUAUGUAAAUAGAGUCUUCCCCGCUUGACUUUAUUGCUUAACGACAGAAGAGAAAUCCUUCCUUGGCGUUUUUGUAAUGCUAAACCUCUGUUCGUCUGUGACCUUUAUAAUAACUACUGAGCCCUUCUAGUCUGACCCAGUUGUCGACUUCAAAUGAAAACAUGGUUAGAAGUUGUGGGGAAAAAAAGGGCUGAGAUCACAUCUCCAGUGUGCAUGCAAAUACCUGGAGUGUGGAGCUGGAGAGGGCUUUGUUGGACUGCUUUAUUCUGAAUCAGUACAGACGGUCCAGCAUAACCCAUGAUAGUUUACCUUCUAGAUGUGCCAUCGUUACAUCCCAGAAUGCAGAUCCCUGCUCAGCCCUCCCAGCGCUGUGGGCAGUGGGGCCAGGAAGCUCUCCUCUUUGAGCUAUCUGUGUGGUAUUUUGCAGAGUGAACUCACACUUACUUCAUAGUUACCUGAAUCUACAUUUUGUAACCUUAGCUGUGGGGCUGCAGGCUGCUGAACAGAGUUUCAUGCAUUCCCUGCCAUCACAUUUUAUCACCACCAGUUAAUGUUUGAUGAGCAGCUGUUGCCUGUCCUUGUAAUGGGUAAUGAGGACCCACAGAGAGAAGAGCUAAUGUGCCUGAUGUGUGAGCAGCGGUAAAAUGAUAACACCCUCGUCACCCACAGCCCAGUGCCUGGAUGCCACUUUAAAAAGACAUUGAUAAAUGGGAGCAUCAGCAGAGUCCUGUGAUCAAGUUGUUGAAGGGCCUGGAGGCCAUAGAGGAAGGAAAGCUGAAGGAUCUGUGGCUAUUUAGACUGCAAGACAGACAAACCACUUUUGUGAAUAUUUGAAAGGUAUGGAAAUGAUGCUGGGUCAGGGACAAAAAUAGGAACAAUGUGUAUCAGUUGUAAUAAAAAGUGCUGGCUUGAUAUGAAGUAAAGUUUUCUAACAACACUAUUUGAAAAUGGAUGGCAGUGUUGGGAUAUACUGGUCACCAGAAGUGUUUGAGCAGAAGUACUGAGCCUACUUAUGUGGGGGGAGAGAUUUUAUUUAAUUAAUUAACUAAUGAGUUAAUUUAAAAAUCACCCUUUUUCCUCACCGUAGGCAAGGAACUUGGUUAAAUGUCAAAAAAUGCAUGCAAUCUUUGUAGCACUGGAUCGGAGGAAGCUUUUCCAUCAUCCUGGAGGUCAUUUCCAGUUCUAGGAACAGAAAAGAAAACAGUGUACACACUGAAGACUGGCUUGAGAGAUCAACAGAUCUAACCAUAAAAAAAAAAAAAGGCAAGGUUAAAAAAAAAAAAAGCUCAAGAAGGACCCUGUGGUAGCCACAGCUGCAUCAAAAAGGUGGUUAAUUCCCACCCCUUCUCCCCAUCCUGCCCUGCUCACCGUCCUUCUGAAGGUCAUUUCUGACUGUUACCGUGGGACUAAUGGCUAAAAUUAGAUUUUGGGUUCAGCUCUACUUGCAGAGUAUAAAAUGACCAGUCUUUACAUCCCUUCUAACAUCGCCAGCUCCUGCUUUCUGCUGAUUUCUAAAGUUGCUGUUUACUGUCCCUUAAGCCAUCAGUUAUAAUGAGCAUGGGUGAGGAGGACCGGACCAUGUAUGGCUUUUCUGAGAACCCCGGCAGCUCACGUGCCCAGUACUUUAAACAGAGUGUCGUGCCGAUAAACUGGUACAAGGACCCGUUUAAUCUUGCCGCCGUGGUUUACUUUAUAGGAGACUGAACUCUUGUGGUUGCACAAAACAGAGACCAAAUAAAGGCAUCUUCUGGGGCCGGUCGCCCCGCAGCCCACCACCAGCUGGUGGGCCUGGAGAAAGCCUUGUUCUCCACCAAGCUGUGUCCUCGCUCAUAGAUGAGUGCCGACUGAUGCAUGGAAAACUUGGCUUUUUGUCGAUUCAAUUUUGUAGUUCCACAGAUGCCGCCUUUCGCCUGGCAUGGUGUCGUUCUAGUAACUAGCCAGUGAGGUGACCCAUUGUCAAACUGAUUUGUUAGAUUUUCUGUCCUUUUCCAGACGAGCACUUUGAGAAGUGUUGUCAACUUGUGAUACGUUGUUUAUUUGGGCCUUUGAAAAAUAGUUAAAGAACCUCAUUUCAGAAGACAUGGAAGAAUGUCAAAGGUUGGACACCCUGUCAAUAAUCUUAGAAAGGCAGAUGGCACUGCUGUUUGGAGGGAGGUCCGCCUUCCACAGACGCUGCUGUUUUCAUUUUUCUCCUGGAGUAUGAACGCCUGUGUCUUACAUUUUUAGAGGUACUGGAAAACAAAACCUUCAAGUUCCAAUAGGAAAGCAUCUCUUAGUGAUGACAUUUUGCAUUUGUUUUGUUAAAUUGAUCUUUUGCGAAAGCCAGAAUCUGUGUAAGACAGAAACCUGUCAGAAGAAGGAAAACUCAAAUAUUUUCCACUGAAACAAGCGAUAGAAAAGCGGUAAGACCACACCCUGUCAAAGACAGAAAACUUGUGAGACCCAGAGACACAAGACCAUACUGUUGAGUUUUGGCUCUCACAGGUUGCACUGUACAUUUCACACUUAAACCAAAAACCAAACCCGUUGCCAUCAAGUCUAUUCUGACUCACAGUGACCCUAUAGGACAGAGUAGAACUGCCCCAUCAAGUUUCCAAGGAGUAGCUGGUGGAUUCGAACUGCCGACUUUUUGAUUAGCCGCCGUAGCACUUCACCACUAUGCCACCCACCGGGGUUUCCAUCACAAAUACAACUUUCCUUGGUUUUGGAUCUUCCCUGAGGGAUUGGUAAGUUAGAGGCACAGUCCUCAAGCAGGAGCUGUAUUGGUGAUGGGUCUGUUGAAGAAGCAUCAACUGACGGCCCCCUUCCCCACCUGCCGCAGGGAUGGGCUUGGACCAACUGGGGAGGGUCAGACAAGAGGUGCAGCAGUCUAAAGGUGUGAGAGGAGGUGUGGGUCUGAGACCUGCCCCAGGUGGGUGGGCUGGAUGUGGGGAGAGGGGAGUGGAGGGGCAUGGAAAGAAACCAGCCCAAGAGGUACACAGGUGCACAGAGACGACCACAGGAGGCCUGGUAAGUCAUGUUCAGGAGUCCUGUCUCCCUGCUUCUCCAGCUGACUUGUUUCGGUCCCCAGUUCUCAUAUAGUGUGGCUGAGAGUGACGCUGAGAACAAUGGGACUCUGCAGAUUUGGCGUGGCCUGUGCUGAGGCCCCGUGAUUGGACUGUGGUGUCUCUUGGUGGCCAAGGGGUUGUACGGACUUGGGCUGACUCCUGUUUGCUUGCUGGGUGACCUUGGGACAGUUUAUUGAUUUAGCUUUCAGGGCUUCCUUUCCUCAUCUCUAAAAGGGAGGCAGUAGUAGCCACGUGGAGAGGGUUGUAAGGGCCCAGCGAGAGGGCUCGCCACAGCACUUACGCAGCACCUGGCCCGUGGUGAAUGGAAGUGCAUGUGGGCGCUGUGACUGUUAGUGCAGCUCGGUGUGAUGUCAGCUGCCUUCUCUUAGCAGCUGCAUCACACUGUGCUUUCACACGGAGGUUGCAGGUGACUAAACCCCCAGGCUUAUUCCAUAUAAGCCAUUGCAGCCAGUGAAGAGCCCAAAUGAAGAACUUCAUCAUAUACUGUCUCAGCCCAUGGUUCUGGUCUAUUGAAAUAUUUCAGAUGUCAGGUUGGCUAUUCCCCCCAGCAUGUGUCAUCUUCAGGCGUGUUUAUCUUUACACCUGUUGCUGCCGAGUUGAUUCUGACUCAUAGUGAUCAUUUAGGACAGAGUAAAACUGCCCACAGGGCUUCCAAGGAGUGGAUUUGAACUGUCGACCUUUUGGUUAGCAGCCUGACAUUUCACCACUGUGCCACUAGGGCUCCAUCUUUACCCAAGUCUUGGCUAAAGAUGAUACGCAGGGUAGAGGUGGGCUCUCCAUUAGAAAUCUUCUUUCAGAUCGGCAGAUAUAUUCUCAUUCACCUCACAUUCCUCCUUCCCACAUUGACUGUUCUUGCUGAAAUCAGGCUACACUGUUUUCACAGCAUUUUGGUGAUUAAUUCAGUGAUCCAGUUAGAAAAAAUAAUAGUGUAGCACAUAGCAUUAUUUGUGAACUCGUAUUGGCUUCCAGUGAUCAGUGCUGCCUUCCCCACGGGCGCACAACCAUCUGUUAGAUCAUCUAUUCUAGGGAGCCACGUCAAACUGGCCUGUCUGUAGUGUCUGGAAUCCGUCUUUUCAAAAUUGGGACUUUUGAAGUGUUUGGUAUCUGCUCCCUCUCUUCUUUGUGGAAUGUUUUUCAGUUACCAGUUAUCGGCGACUCUGGUUCUGUACCGUAACUUCAUCAGCUCUUGUAAUCUCCACAACCAUUUAUUACUCCUGUCUUACAGCGGAGGAAACUGAGACUUAGGUGCAGUAACCUCAAGAACUAUGAGGAGUAGGAGACUUCACCCUGUUUACCAGUAACCACUCAGCCUGCCACAGUGUCACGGGUGCUGGCAGGAGACAGGAGAGGCCUAAUGCCAUCAGCUCCUUCCUGCAACCAGCUCCUUUUUACUUACUCAUGAUCUUGCUCUCAUUCUCUUUCUAAUCCCCUUUUUCUUGCCCCUGUUUCUGUCCAUCUGGGCCGGAUUCCUCUCUGUGUGGAUCUUCCCUGCUCUUGCCUGAGAGGCCAGCUGUGGACUUGUUGUUUGGCUUCUUGUUGGUCCAGCCAGUAGGAGGUGCCAGCAAGUGAUGCCAGGUAUUUCCUUCCAGCUCCUCCCUGUGCCCUGAGGACAGUGGAGGCUCCUUUCUCAGGCUCCCUCAGGCUGGGCCAGUGGCCCUUCGCUGCUGCGUCCCACUCUCACUGGCUGCCCUUGGCCCACCCCAGCACUAACCCCCUGAGCCUCCUCAUCCCACCUGCUCCUGGAGACCGGCUAUGCACCACUGUCCAGCAGUCCUUCAUGGCCUGGCGGCUGUGCCUACCUACAAGGCCCAGUGUUUUCCUUCCUGUUUAAGAUGGAAGUCCUUUCAUUACUCUUUGAGUUCCCAGGUGGCACUAAUGGUUAAGUGCUGAACUACUGACCAAAAGGUGGGGGGUUUGCCUUCGAAGUAAGGCCUGGCAGUGUGCUUUUGAAACCCUGUGGUGCAGAUCCACUCUGCGCACAUGGGGUCACCGUGAGUGGGAAUCGACUCCACAGCAACUGUGACAACUCUUUGCCGUUGCUCAGUGUGACGGAAGUCAUGGGGACUGUUGCCAGCCUCUUUCCUGCUAUUUUUGUUUGUUUAUUUCUGGAAAAUCACAGGGCGGGGGGUUCUCCUUUAUGAUCCUUUGUUCUGUGUCACCUGCCUUGCUCUCUGUUGCCAGUUGAAUCUGUUUUCUCUAAAUUCCCUGUCAAGGCCCUGCACCUCCUGCUCAGCAGGGGGCCAUGUCGAGGAACCAUUUCCCAGCACUGCCGGCUGACACAGGUCUUGGCCUGCCUUCUCUUCCAAAGCUCACCAUACAUUGAAGGAAGAAAUUGAAAGGCCCUCUGUCAGGCUAUGUCUUUUGGUUUCCACCCAGAACUUCAGAACCUCUAGAACUGCACUGACAAAUACAGAAGCCACAUGUGACCAAAUUGAUUAAAACCCAGGUCCCAGUUCCCACGUUUCAAGUGCUCAACAACUGCAUGUAACUAGCAGCUACCAUGUUAGUGCAGGUAUAGAACACUGCUAUCAGAGGAAGACCCUCAGCGAGAUGGGCUGACACAGUGGCUGCAGCAAUAGGCCCAAAGAUAGCAAUGAUUGUGAGAAUGGUGCAGGACCUGGCAAUGUUUUGUUCUGCUGCAUGUAGGGUUGCUCUGAGUUGGAAUUGACUCGUCGGCACCUAACAGCAACAACCAUCAUCCCAGAAACUUCCAAGGACAGCUGUCUUAGUUAUUUAGUGCUGCUAUAACAGAAAUACCAUAAGUGGAUGGCUUUAACAAAGAUAAAUUUAUUCUCUCACAGUCUAGGAGGCUAGCAGUCCGAGUUCAGGGUGCCAGCUCCAGGGGAAAGCUUUCUCUCUCUGUCAACUCUGGAGGAAGGCCCUUGUCAUCAAUCUUCUCCUGGUCUUGGAGCUUCCUUGUGCAGGGACCCCGGGUCCAAAGGAUGUGUUGUGCUCCUUGUGCUGCUUUCUUGGUGGUACAAGGUCCCCGUGUCUCUCUGCUCACGGCUCUCUUUUUAUCUGAAAAAAGAUUGACUUAAAAUACAACCUAAUCUUAUAGGUUAAGUCCCACCUCAUUAACAUAACUUCUGCUAAUCCCACCUCGUUAACAUCAUAGAGGUAGGAUUUACAACACAGGAAAAUCACAUCAGAUGACAAUGGGGACAAUCACACAAUACUGGAAAUCAUGGCCUAGCCAAGUAGGUACAUUUUUGGGGAGGAACACGCUUCAAUCCAUGAGAACAGCACUGCCAGGUUUCCUGUGACUAUAGAACCUCCAUCUCACAUGAACAGGCAGAGCAAGUGAGGCUGGUGGUCCAGGGUCUGCUCUCCUAGGAAGACCAAAACAAGAAGAAGAACUGAUCGUCAUGGAGUGGGCCCUGACACAUAGUGCUCCCAUAUGUGUCAGAGUAGACCCGUGCUCCAUAGGAUUUUCUUUUGCCCUAAAUUUUCUUUAUUUCGUUGUUGAGAAUAUACACAGCAAAACAUACAAUUCAACAAUUUUUACAUGUACAGUUUAGUGACAUUGAUUACAUUCUUCGAGUUGUGUAACUAUUCUCACCAUCCUUUUCUGAGUUGUUCCUGCCUCAUUAACAUAAAUUCACUGGCCCCUAAGGUUCCUAUCUAAUCUUUCAAGUUGCUGGUGUCAAUUUGAUCCCAUAUAAAUAGUUCUUAAAAGAACGUAAUAUCAAGCGAGACUUUUUUUUUUUUUACUAGUUAAGCUAAACUAUUGUUUAGUUUUAAGGUAAUUUAAGGGGGUAUUUUUGGUUUAAGGUUUAAAGAUUAUCCCAGGGCAAUAGUUUCAGGGGUUCAUCCACCCUGUAUGCUCCAGAAAAUCUAGAGUCCAUGAGAAUUAGAAAUUCUGUUCCGCGUCUUCCCCCUUUUGGUCAGGAUUCUUCUAUGGAACCUUUGAUCAAAACGUUCAGGUGGUAGCUUGGCACUAUCCAGUUCUGGUCUCAUGGACUAGGAGCAGUUGUUCAUGAAGGCAAUUGGCCACACAUUCCAUAUCUUCCUCCUUUUCCUGACUCUCCUUUUUCCUCUCUUGCUUUAGGAGAAUAGAGACCAAUUUUUGGGCCUUGGAUGUCUGCUUGCAAGGUUUUAAGACUCCAGGCACUGCACAGCGUACAAAGAGAUAGAACAGAAGCACUAAACAUGUUAUUAGGCCAAUUAGCUAGGCUGUCCUAUGAAACUAUGACCCUAAACCUCCAAACCAAGGAACUAAACCCCAUGAGAUGUGUGGUUGUAUAUAAGCAGCCUCAGUAGCUGUUUUGUUUUUUUUUUUUGUAAUUAUAUCUAUCACAAUUUUUGUCAAUUCAAUUUUUUACAGGUGUAUAACUUAUUGACAACAAUUGCAAUAAUUAGCUGUGCAUCCCUACCCUUAAUCAAUGCAAUUUUUCCAUCAUCGUUACCCCCUCCUGCGCCGGUGACCGCUAAUAAACUUUGUUCUCUAUACAUUUGCCUUUUCUUGUCUUUUUAUAUAAGUAAGGCCAUAGGAGGUUUGUUCUUUUGUGAUUGGUUUAUUUUGCUCAGCAUAAUGUCUUUGAGCUCCCCAUGCUGUAGUAUGUGUCAAGAUUUCAUUUUUGCUACUGGCUGAGUAGUAUUCCAUUGUAUGUAUGUACCACAUUUUGUUUAUUCAUUCAUCUGUUGAUGGACAUGUAGGUUAUGUCUACCUUUUGGCUAUUGUGAAUAGUGCUGCAGUGAACAUUGGUGUACUUAUCCCUUUGAGUCUCUGUGCUUUUGAGCCUUUUGGGUAUAUAAGUAGGAGUGGAAUUGAUGAGUCAUAAGGUAUUUCUAUUUUUAGUUUUUUGAGAAAUCGUCACACUGUUUUCCACAAUGGCUGUACCAUUGUGCGUUCCCACCAGCGAUGGGUAAGGGUUCCAGUUUCCUCACAUCCUUGCUAACUUUUGUUAUUUUCUGGUUUAUCUUAGCCAUUCUAGUGGGAGUGAAAUGGUAUCUCAGUGUGCUUUGAUGUGCAUCUCUCUGAUGGCUAAUGAUGCUGAGCAUCUUUUCAUGUGAUUGGUGGCCAUUCAAGUGUCGUCUUUGGUGAAAUGUCUAUUCAAGUCAUUUGCCCAUUUUAUGAAUGGAUUAUUUGUCUUCUUGUUAAGUUGUUGAAGUUUUGUAUGUAUUUUGGUUGUUAGAUUCUUGUCAGAUAAUGUGGUUUCUGAAGAUAUUCUCCCAGUUGGUAGCUUGUCUUUUCACUUUUUUGGUAAAGUUUUUGAUUUUUAUGAGGUCCUAUUUACUUAUUUUGUCUUUUGUUGUUUGUGCUUUUAUUAUAUUAGAUAUUCCAUUGUUAAACACUAGGCCUGACAGCAUUGCCCCUACUUAUUCUUCUAAGAAUUUUAUGGUUUUAGUUUGCACAUUUAGGUCCUUAAUGCGUUUUCAAUUUGUCUUUGUGUGUGGUGUGAGGCAUGGAUCCUCAUUUUUCUGCCUGUGGAAAUCCAAUUUUCCCCACACCAUUUAUUGAAGAGACUCUUCUUAUCCCAUCGAAUGGACUUAGCACCUUGUCAAAAGUCAUUUGAUCACAGAUGUGUGGGUUUAUUUCUGGACCCUCAGUUCUAUUCCAUCAGUCUAUGUGUCUGUUGUUCUACCAGUAUCAGGCUGUUUUGAUUACUGUAGCUGUAUAGUAUAUUUUAAAAUCAGGAAAUGUAAGUCCUCCUACUUUGUUCUUCUUUUUUAAUUUUCUUUUUUUUUUUUUAGCUAUUCGGGGCCUCUUGCCAUUCUGUGUAAAGUUGAGUUUCGAUUUUUUUUUUAGCUUCUGUAAAGAAAGCUGUUGGAAUUUUCAUUGAGAUUGUGUUGAAUCUAUAGAUCGCUUUGGGUAGUACUGAUAUCUUAACAAUAUUGUCUUCCAAUUCAUGAACAUGGAACAUCUUUCCAUUUAUUUAAGUCUUCUUUAAUCUCUUCCAGCAGCGUUUUAUAAUUUUCAUUGUAUAAGUCCUUCACAUCCCUAGUUAAAUCUAUCCCUAGGUAUUUUAUUCUCUUAGAUGCUAUUCUAAAUGAAACUGUUAAUUUCUGUUUCAGGUUUCUCAUUGCUGGUGUAUAGAAACCCAACUGCUUUUAUUUGAACUUUUACACUGCAACUUUACCAGAUUCCUCAAUUAGCUCUAGAAGUUUUCUUGUGGACUCUAUGGGAUUUUCUAUAUGUAAGAUCAUGUCAUACUCAAAUAGAGGCAAUUGUGCCUCUUUUCUAAUCUGGAUACCUUUUAUUUCUUUUUUUGUCUUAUUUCUCUGCCUAGGAUUUCUAAUACAAUAUUUAAUAGAAGUGGUGAGAGGAAGCACGUUUGUCUUGUUCCUGAUUUCAAAGGGAAAGCUCUCAGUCUUUCUCCGUUAAAUAUAGUGUUGACUGUUGGCUUUUUAUAUAUGCCCCAAAUCAUACUGAGGAAUUUUUCACCAUUACAAUCUUCUUUAGGGUUUUCAUCAAUAAGGACUGUUGGAUUUUAUCAAAUGCUUUUUCUGCAUCCAUAGAAAUGUUCAUGUGGUUCUUUUCCUUUCUUCCAUGCCUUUGAAUUACGGUGUUGACGAAGAAUAUUGAAUAUACUAUGGACUGCCAGAAAAACUCGCAAGUCUGUCUUGGAAGAAGUACAGCCAGAAUGCUCUUGGAAGUAAGGAUGGUGAGCCUUUGUCUCACAUACUUUGGUCAUGUUAUCAGGAGGGACCAAUCCCUGAAGGACAUCAUGCCUGGUAAGGUAAAGGUUCAGCAAAAAAGAGGAAGACCCUCAAUGAGGUGGAUUGACACAGUGGCUGCAACAAUGGCCUCAAAGACAGCAAUGAUUUGUGAGGAUGGCAUUUUGUUCUGUUGUACAUAGGUUACUGUGAGUCAGAACCGACUUGGUGGCAUCUAACAACAACAACAUUAAUGUGUAUUACGUUGAUUGAUUUUCUAAUGUUCAACAAUCCCUACUUUCCUGGAAUAAACCCCAGUUGGUCAUGGUGUAUGACUCUCUUAAUAUGCUGUUGGAUUCUGAUCUCUGGUCUUUGUUGAGAAUUUUUGUAUCUAUAUUUAUAAGAGAUGUUGGUUUGUGUUUUUUUUUUUUCCUUGUGGUAUCUCUGUCUGGUUUGAGUACCAGGGUUAUGUUGAGUAUCACAGAAUGAACUAGGGAACUAGGGAGUAUUCCUUCUCUAUCUUCUGGAAGAGUUUAAACAGUAUUGGUGUCAAUUCUUCUCUAAAUGUUUGGUAGAGUUCGCCAGUGAAGCUGUCUGGUCCAGGACUUCUUUUAUGUUAGGAGGUUUUUGACCACUGAUUUGACCUGUUUACUUGUUAUGGUUGCAUAAAGUUUUCAGUGACUGAUUUAUUGGAAGCAGAUUGCCAAGCCUUUCUUCCUGGGCACUUCGGGGUGGAGUCCAACUGCCAACCUUUUGGUUAGCAGCUGAGCGUGUUAGCCAUCGAGGGACUUCUAGGAAGAGAUAACUCACUUAACACAACACGUCACCUCAUCUGUCACCUCUGCUGCCUUUACCAGAUGACUUUCCUUUCAUCAGGAGAACAGCAUUUGUUCUCCUACCGCUUUGUUUUACCUGUGUCUGUGUACCGUAGUGCGGGCAUCCCUGCUGCUCACGUUGGCCAGAAGAGCCUCCUAGGUGUUGAGCCUUACGUGGUGCCAGGUCCUACUCUUCCUCUUACCCUCUUCUACCCACUCACAACCCUUUUUUCCUUUCUUCCCCUUCCUAGCUAUUGUCCCUGUUGUUCCUUCUGUCCUUUUUCUUAUAAAGGUAGACAGCAACAGUGCUCUCCCUAACCUCUUUCCACUCUUUUUCCUAAGAGGCAGGCCAGCUAAUACGGCCAGCCAUGAGGAGGGCAAUAUGGCCAACCUUCAGAGGCAGGUAAGCAAACAUACACUCUGCAGGUCAAGGGAGCAUCUCCCUGCACCUGGCACCAUACUUGGGGCUGUCCUUGAGAAGUGACUUCAGAAGCUGCCUCUGACCACACUUCACCACCAUUCCCCUGGGUAAAGACCCCUCCUGCAAGGACAUCUUUUACACCGGCUGUAACUCCUUGCCUUGGAAGCUUCCCUUUUACCACUGCCUGGCCCGAGAGUAGUUAAUGAGUUGUCAUCUGAUCCUGUAGGACAUAGUGACAAGCACUGGGCUUAUGCUUGCCCUUCUCAGGGAGCACCGUUUUGCUCCCUGCUUCUUCUUUUCCCUGGGACCUUCAGAUUUAUGGGGAUGCCCAAGUGUCCCUACAGCUUUCCCUUUGCCUCUGCCUGCCUCUUCUUCUCUCCAUCUCCCAGCCAUCCUGGUCUAAGUUGCUGUUCCUCUUAACUGGACAAUAACAACCACUUUUAAUAGGUUUCUCUGCUUUCCAUUCUUGCUUCCUCCAAUCCAUUCUAUGACCAUUUAAGGACAUAAACUGAACCAUGCCGCUUCCCUACAUGAAGCCUUCAGUGGCUUCCUGGCUCCUUAUAAAGGGCUAUAAAGUUCGCCUUGUCCCCACCCACCUCUGAUAUCACCUCCUGACCCAGCCCCAUUUUCAUCUCUAACCUCGCCUCCAGCCUGAUCAAUUUGUCCCAGUUUGCUGGGCCUUUCCUGGCUUUAGCACUGGAAGUCCUGUGUCCCAGAAACCAGAAUGGUUGGCCACCUUAUAUCACUUCCUUGUCUCACCUCAUGCUCUGCUCCCUGCAUCCUGUCUGACCUGGAUUUUCACCCUUCUCCCCUUUGCUGUUCAUCCUUUAUGGCCUUUGUUUUCAAUAGUUGAGCCAAGCCCCUCCUACCUCAGGGCCUUUGCAUGUGCUAUUUUCUAUGCUGGAAUUCUCUUCCCCUGUUCUGUCUCUAGUUCCUCUCAUCCCUUAGGCCUCUGCUUAAAUGUGCUUGUUCUAGACGGCUUUUCUCAGCGAAGGUGGGAUCAAGUAGACCCCGCCCCAUUCUUUUAGAGCACUCUCUUCUUUUCCUUGCUAGUGCCUAAUGAAGUUGGACAUUUCACACUCCCUGGUGUGUUGACUUGGUUGUUGUCAGGCUCUUCCACUGAACUGCAGGCUCAGUGAGGGCAGACAUGUCUGUCUUGCUCACUGUGUAACCCCCAGCCCCAGCACAGGGCCCAGCACCUGGUGAGGGCUCACAUCUUUGUUGAGUGAAUGAAUAAAUGUAUGUAGUGAAGUCACCUGCUGGAAAAACCUGUCUUCAUCUUACUAAUAUUUUUAGUCUCCUCAGGG
This is a messenger RNA of Loxodonta africana (African savanna elephant), 14414 nucleotides long. It is a transcript of the gene DTD1, whose product is annotated as D-aminoacyl-tRNA deacylase 1. Gene Ontology annotation, molecular function: D-tyrosyl-tRNA(Tyr) deacylase activity. Gene Ontology annotation, biological process: tRNA metabolic process. The transcript is spliced from 6 exons. Bases 108 to 737 code for a protein of 209 amino acids. Gene Ontology annotation, cellular component: cytoplasm. The record is from RefSeq and is a predicted model, not a curated record. Lineage: Eukaryota; Metazoa; Chordata; Mammalia; Proboscidea; Elephantidae.